AUGUCAAUUCGUACGGUGCUGAUUGCACUGAAGUCUUUGAUGUUUGAAUGCAGUACAGAUUGCGCUCUUGUGCCCUCUAUCGCCAAGCAAUAUCGAGAAAAUCGAGAAGAGUUUGACAAGAUGGCUCGCAUUUGGACGCAACGUUAUGCUACCUGA
Messenger RNA from Strongylus vulgaris, 156 nucleotides. The record is from the annotation of a GenBank genome assembly. NCBI's taxonomy places the organism in Eukaryota, Metazoa, Nematoda, Chromadorea, Rhabditida, Strongylidae.